Messenger RNA from Talaromyces proteolyticus, 1391 nucleotides. Its product is annotated as arsenical-resistance protein. The transcript is spliced from 4 exons. Gene Ontology annotation, molecular function: antimonite transmembrane transporter activity; arsenite transmembrane transporter activity; antiporter activity. The record is from RefSeq and is a predicted model, not a curated record. Gene Ontology annotation, biological process: antimonite transmembrane transport; arsenite transport. Gene Ontology annotation, cellular component: plasma membrane. The coding region runs from base 121 to 1251 and encodes 376 amino acids. Lineage: Eukaryota; Fungi; Ascomycota; Eurotiomycetes; Eurotiales; Trichocomaceae.
CUCAUUUAAAUGAUUGAAGAUUAAAAAGGGGAAAAAAGAUGUUGUGUUAACCUUUCAAAAGAAUUUACCUCUUGUUGCGACCAUUCAUCUGGCUUGAAAACUGUGACCUGGAUUGCAGGAAUGGAGUUGACAGCGUCGGACGCUCCCGAGCCCCAUGUGCCGGCUGGCGAUGAGGAAAAACAACACUCGACUGUGAUAGAGAGAUCCCAAGAAAAGCAGUCCGCUUUCAAGAAUCUCGGCAUCCUCGAUCGGUUCCUAGCUGUCUGGAUCUUCCUAGCCAUGGCAAUUGGGAUCAUUCUAGGCAAUUUUGUGCCCAACACAGGACCAGCUUUGCAAAAAGGGAAAUUUGUAGGGGUGUCAGUUCCCAUUGCUGUUGGCCUUCUUGUCAUGAUGUACCCCAUCUUAUGCAAGGUCCGGUAUGAGACUUUGCAUCAUGCCUUUCGAACGCGACAGAUCUGGAUUCAGAUUCUUUUCAGCAUAGUUAUCAACUGGAUUGUCUCUCCAUUCUUCAUGUUAGGCUUAGCUUGGGCCUUUUUACCCGAUGAGACAGAACUGCGUCAGGGAUUGCUUCUUGUCGGUAUUGCAAGGUGCAUUGCCAUGGUCUUAAUAUGGACCGGGCUUGCCGGAGGUGAUGGAGACUACUGUGCUAUUCUAGUCGCCAUCAAUUCCCUUCUUCAAAUGGUGUUAUUUGCACCUUUUGCAGUCUUCUUCAUUGAGGUCAUUGAUGGAGAUGGCAUCGUAUUCGAAUACAGCACAGUUGCAAAAAGCGUCGCUGUAUUUCUUGGGAUCCCUCUCGCUGCUGCAAUUCUUACACGUUAUGCCGUGCGACGGACGACAAGCGCACAGUGGUACGACCAAGUUUUUCUGAAGUGGAUCAGCCCAUUGUCUCUUAUUGGCCUUUUGUUUACUAUAUUGGUGUUAUUUGCUUCUCAAGGACGUCAUGUGGUACAUCAAAUUGUCUCCGUUGUCCGUGUUGCUGCACCACUAGUUGUGUAUUUUGCAGUUAUCUUUUUCGCAACGCUCUUCGUCGCCUACAGGAUGGGCUUUGGAUACAAGUUAGCUGCAACGCAGAGCUUUACCGCAGCUAGCAACAAUUUCGAGCUAGCUAUUGCUGUCGCCGUAGCGACAUUUGGUGCUGAUAGCAACCAGGCCUUGGCAGCUACGGUAGGCCCAUUGAUUGAGGUCCCAGUGUUAUUGGGACUUGUUUACGCCGUGAAAUGGGUAGGGAGGCGAUCGAACUGGAAGGAUUGAGCUAGGAUAAUGUACAUAAUGAUGCUUCUUGCCCGUUAGUGUGACAUACUUGUUAUAUAUUAGCUGUAAGGUCGCUAUUUAGAGACUAGAUGGCCUAUCAUUAUCUUAAUUUAAAAAUAAUCUGUAUAAUAACGCAUAGG